AGAGGCCGAACUCGGGAUCUGACAAGAUGGCCGGGCUUCCCCGCAGGAUCAUCAAGAAAACCCAGCGUUUGCUGGCAGAACCAGUUCCUGGCAUUAAAGCAGAACCAGAUGAAAGCAACGCCCAUUAUUUUCAUGUGGUCAUUGCUGGGCCCCAGGAUUCCCCCUUUGAGGGAGGGACUUUUAAACUUGAACUAUUCCUUUCAGAAGAAUACCCAAUGGCAGCACCUAAAGUACGUUUCAUGACCAAAAUUUAUCAUCCUAAUGUAGACAAGUUGGGAAGAAUAUGUUUAGAUAUUUUGAAAGAUAAGUGGUCCCCAGCACUGCAGAUCUGCACAGUUCUGCUAUCAAUCCAGGCUUUGUUAAGUGCUCCUAAUCCAGAUGAUCCAUUAGCAAAUGAUGUAGCCGAGCAGUGGAAGACCAAUGAAGCCCAAGCCAUAGAAACAGCGAGAGCAUGGACUAGGCUAUAUGCCAUGAAUAAUAUUUAAUUCGCUCAGAUCAUCAAGUGUACAUCCCUUUCCUGUUCUGCCAAGACUUCUUCCUUUUUUUUGUUUGCAUUUAAUGGACACAGUCUUAGAACCAUUACAGAAUAAAAGCCCAGGCAUCUUCAGCUUUAGUGAUUACAUGCACAUUAGCAACUCUAUGUCCUGUCCUGAUUCACUGUUGUAAAGCAGAGGCUAGAAGUGUCAUCUGGGUUGUGGUGAGAUACUGAAGAGCAGUGACUCUGCUUUUGACUCAUUUCCCCAUCAUGGCUUAAGUACAAAGCACUGUGAAUGAAGGUAGUUGUCAGGGUUAGCUGCCAGAGGUAUGGGUGUUUUUAUUUUAUUUUUUAGGGGGAAAGUAGUUUUAAUUUUAUGGCCUCCUUUCCCCUUCCCCGUCUUAAGGGAUCUAAUUGCAGUGGUUAAAUGCAGCUAACCAGUUUUUUAGAAUAUGCUCUCUACCCAAGUCUAACUUUAGACGCUGUAGAUGGACAAGCUUGAUUGUCUGAACCAAAAUGGGAACAUUAAAUAAACAUCACAGCCCUCACUAAUAUUGUGACUUUGCUGUCAAGUGUAGAUUUUCCACCCCUCAGCCCCCCUACCCCCCCCAAAAAAAAAAGAAGAAAAAAAGCUUGUGACCAUUUUGUAUGGCUUGUCUGGAAACUUCUGUAAAUCUUAUGUUUUAGUAAAAUAUUUUUUGUUA
Meriones unguiculatus (Mongolian gerbil) is the source of this 1179-nucleotide messenger RNA. RefSeq names its product ubiquitin-conjugating enzyme E2 N-like. Lineage: Eukaryota; Metazoa; Chordata; Mammalia; Rodentia; Muridae. Gene Ontology annotation, molecular function: ubiquitin conjugating enzyme activity. The record is from RefSeq and is a predicted model, not a curated record. Bases 27 to 485 code for a protein of 152 amino acids. Gene Ontology annotation, cellular component: nucleus. Gene Ontology annotation, biological process: DNA damage tolerance; protein K63-linked ubiquitination. The transcript has a single exon.